GGGCAUCGAGUUUAAUUUCGGCCGGCAAGGAACGGUGUAUUCAAAAUUGCCUUAGGGUAAGAUUUAACGAUUAACGUGGUUGGUUUGUUGAUAGUGGACAAAAAACUGACGGAUGCGACUUUGAGCUAUGAAAGCGAACGAAACAUGUCAUCUCAGAUCACCGAUAUCCGCAAACAAAUGCACUGGACCUUAAUAUUUCAGGAUCAGAUUUUAUCAAUCGCAAACUUAGCGUUGAUACUAUCUURCUUGUCUUCAGCACGGUUUGUUCCGAACGGAAACAGCGUACUCAACUACUGAGGUGGCUUCUCGCUUUUCAUUUCCUAUGCCAAAUUUAAGCCAAUCUUCACACCGGAGUGGUUCAAUUUUUUCUGUUCGAGUGUUCUUCGCUGCUUGGCGUAGCCAUGACUCUUGCCGAGGUUGGAAUCGUCGAAAAUCUGGCUGAAUCCUUCCAGCAACAACGCUUGGACGAUUCUAUCGACUCGUUUGGACAUUUGCGUAACGCUGUCAAAUUGUCGUCAUCUCAGAGUGUUCAAUACAGGAGUUCAUCUUGUGUUUUUAGCAUGAUAUAUGGCAGAGAAAAGCACCAGAAACACUUCAAUGUCAAGAGAAAUAUCCUCGCAAAAAGUUGCCUCCAGAGUAAAUCAUUAAGCAACAAAAAAAUUCAAGAAAGUUUUAAAGAAGGCCUUGAUAUCGAACACAAACCAAGUCUUCCGGAAAUUCAUUUUGAAAUUAAACAAAAAGAUCAUGGGGACAAAGAAACAAAUCGAGAAAUCUUGAGCUCUAGCGAGGAAGAGCUCACCGAACUUUGCUCAAGAAACAGAAAAUUUCUGCCUGGUAACCAAAGAGCGCAUUUAAUGGCUCCUUCUGGCCCCUUAUGGCUCGAGCCCCCAGACAAGAUGCAUUCAACUGGAACUGAAUCCCAACAAAGUAAGGAUUCUAAUCGGAAAAGAUACAAACAGYCACGUAAAAAGACAACUAAAAAAAUAAAACUCUCAAGACCUUCGCUUGAUCUUGAUAAAAUGAUCGCGACAAGAUUUAUGCAGAACGGUAGCAGCAUUUGUCUCAAAAGUGGAAACAUCUUUGCCCCUAUCAAUGCUACAUGAAUUUAACAUCGCUAGCCAGGCAUAAUCAACAUAUAGAGACAGAUGUUUAAAGCCAUCAUUGAAGAAAUUAUUCUAAAAUGAUGAAAACUGUACCAUAACGGAUUGUUUAAUAGCUUGAGAACGGCCUUGUCACCAUCUACCAGAGAUUKCCAGGGAGACCAUUGGAAGCAAAAUAAAACUGAACCUCAGAAAAAAACAUAUAUAUGUCGAUAUAUGUAAAGAACUAUAAAAAGUUGAUAAAACUCAAAUGACAUAUAUAAUCCAAUGGAUAUUGAUAUCUCAAUGUAAAUGUUAAUUAUUUUGUCAGGAGUUGUGUUUUAAGUCUGAGUGUCACUUCAAGGCCUGCAGAAAUAAGAAUUGUUGCUGUUUGCAUAAUUACAGUGMCWUGCGAAUAACAUUUUUCAAUUCUCAAUUCUUUUUUUGCUUCCUCGGUUUAACAAUAUAUCAAAGAACAUUAAAUUUACAUAUUAAUCAUGUUUAAAGUAUAGAAACCUAUAGAAUAUGUUUAACAUAUCGAAGUGCUGUCAUUCAUCGAAAGAGUCGUUAGGAAGUGUGGAACUUUAAGUAAAGCUCUCUGGCCAAACA
Molecule: messenger RNA, 1688 nt
Organism: Exaiptasia diaphana
Lineage: Eukaryota; Metazoa; Cnidaria; Anthozoa; Actiniaria; Aiptasiidae
Exons: 2
Coding region: 402-1103 (233 amino acids)
Source: RefSeq, a predicted model, not a curated record